AUGUCAUCCUCGCUCAAGUCGCUAUGCCUGCGCAUCCCCGCAGCGCCCGCCAGCCUCGUGCGAUGCGGUCCUAAAGCUUCAUUCUCGCCGCUGGCGCAAUCGCCUCUAUGCGCUCAGCCUCGCGUGCCCUUGUCCGCAACGACCUUUUCCCGCGCCAACCACAGCCUGGCCGGCUCCAGCCCUUCGCGGCCGUCCAUCGCCAGCCUCGUCGCAAAGACUCGAAGCUCCCCCACAUCGUCAUCAUCGUCAUCCUCGGUCCUGCGUCUGCGUCUCCAGCCCUACUCCAGCACGGCCUCAGCCUCAGCCGACGCCUCUGCGCCGGCCCUCGACUGGGACUCCUUCUUCAAGCUGCGCCUUCGCCGCCGUCGCAUCCAGCUUCUCUUCUCCGUGGCCACGGGCCUGCUGGGCGGCGCGGUCGGCACCGUCGUUUUAGCCGAGGGCUUUGCCGAGCCGCUGGUUGCGCAGGUUCCGCUGGAUCCCUUCUUCACGCUGGGCAUCAUGACCAUGGCGUGCGCCGGCAUGGGCUGGCUGGUCGGACCGACGCUCGGCAACCAGGUGUUUUACAUCAUCAACCGGCGCUUCAAGACGCAGAUGCUGCAGAAGGAGGGCGAGUUCUUUGCCCGUGUCAAGCGGCACCGCGCCGACCCUACAAAUUCGAGCGCAGGCAACCCAGUUCCCGAUUUCUACGGCGAAAAGAUCCAGAGCGUUGCCGGAUAUCGAAGGUGGCUGAAGGACCAGCGAGCGUUUAACAAGAAGAAGUCGGCAUCCUUUGUUUAA
Molecule: messenger RNA, 777 nt
Organism: Trichoderma gamsii
Lineage: Eukaryota; Fungi; Ascomycota; Sordariomycetes; Hypocreales; Hypocreaceae
Exons: 2
Coding region: 1-777 (258 amino acids)
Biological process (GO): protein import into mitochondrial matrix
Cellular component (GO): PAM complex, Tim23 associated import motor
Source: RefSeq, a predicted model, not a curated record